AUGUCUUCCUACACCGAAACAAUCCAGAAACUGAGCCAGUCGGGCCUCUUCAUUCAGAAUUCGGCCUUCAUCGAUGGCAGGUGGUUGGAAACGGAGACGACGUUCGACGUCUACGAUCCCUCCACCGGGCAAGUCCUAGGCACAGCGGCAAACAGUAACAUGGAAAACAUGCAAACCGCCAUACAAAGCGCCCAAACCGCACAGCAAGAAUAUUUCGCCUCAACAACGGCCGCAGCCCGCGGCGCACUCCUCCAGAAAUGGCAUGGUCUUGUCAUGGCUAACAUCGACAAUUUGGCAACUCUCCUCUGCCUCGAGAACGGCAAAACCCUUGUUGAGUCCCACACGGAGAUCGCUUACGCCGCUUCCUUCAUCUCCUGGUUUGCCGCUGAGGCACCCCGCGCCUAUGGCGACACUAUCCCGUCCUCAACAAUGAAUACCGUGAUAAUGACACUGAAAGAACCCGUCGGCGUCUGUGGGAUAAUCACGCCCUGGAACUUCCCCGCGGCAAUGAUAACACGGAAGAUUGCGCCCGCGCUUGGUGCGGGAUGUGCGGUUGUUGUCAAGCCACCCUCUGAAACGCCCUUUACGGCGCUUGCGUUGGCGAAGUUAGCCGUUCAGGCUGGGUUUCCUGGAAGAGUGGUGCAAGUUAUCCCGACGAAAGACCGCAGCGUGGCGAGCGAGGUUGCGGUGAAUCCGCUGAUCAGAAAAGUAAGCUUCACAGGUUCAACCAGGGUUGGGAAGGCGCUUGCGAAGUUGGCCGCUGGGUCGCUUAAGAAAGUGAGCCUUGAACUGGGGGGCAACGCGCCAUUUAUUGUCUUUGAAGACGCGGACCUGGACCUUGCGGUUGAAGGCGCGAUGAUGAGUAAGUUCCGAUGUUCGGGACAGACUUGUGUUUGUACGAACCGGUUUUAUGUGGCACGGCCUAUUGUGGAGGAGUUUACAAGGAGGCUUGUGCAGCGGGUUCAGGAGUUGAAGUGUGGUCCUGGGUUAGAGGGGAGCGCAACGCAGGGACCGUUGAUCAAUGCUGCAGCUGUUAAAAAGGUAAAAGAGCAUAUAGCAGAUGCAGUGAGUAAAGAUGCGGAGGUCAGGACGGGGGGAGUCGUUCCUGAGGAGCUUGGGAAUGGGUUCUUCAUUCAGCCCACAGUGAUCUCGGGAGCAACGGCAGAUAUGGCUGUUGCAAGGGAGGAGACAUUCGGACCAUUAGCGCCUAUUUUUGAGUUUGACAGCGAGGAGGAGGUGGUGAAGCUAGCGAACGAGACGGAGUUUGGGCUGGCAGGUUACUUCUACUCGAGGGAUGUUGCAAGGGUGUUGCGAGUUGCGCAGAAACUCCAGGUGGGCAUGUGUGGCGUGAAUACAGGGAAGAUUAGUGCUGCUGAGGCACCGUUUGGAGGGAUCAAGGAAAGUGGGUAUGGGCUGGAGGGGAGCAAGUAUGGGAUGGCCGAGUAUCAAACGAUUAAGACUGUGACUAUUGGAAAUGUCAUGACCUAG
Molecule: messenger RNA, 1488 nt
Organism: Aspergillus alliaceus
Lineage: Eukaryota; Fungi; Ascomycota; Eurotiomycetes; Eurotiales; Aspergillaceae
Product: NAD-dependent succinate-semialdehyde dehydrogenase
Exons: 3
Coding region: 1-1488 (495 amino acids)
Molecular function (GO): succinate-semialdehyde dehydrogenase (NAD+) activity
Source: RefSeq, a predicted model, not a curated record